Molecule: messenger RNA, 1392 nt
Organism: Ceratotherium simum simum (southern white rhinoceros)
Lineage: Eukaryota; Metazoa; Chordata; Mammalia; Perissodactyla; Rhinocerotidae
Source: RefSeq, a predicted model, not a curated record
CUAACACCUGACGUGCGUCCCAAGGUGGAAGAAGCUGCCAGGGACGGCUAACAUGGCAGCCAGCGUGAAGACAAGUAGGUCUACACCAAACCGUGUUAUCUUCAAGAAAACGUCCCGGGACAAGUCGGUGACCAUCUACCUGGGAAAGAGAGACUAUGUAGACCAUGUUGACCAAGUAGAACCUGUGGAUGGUGUCGUGUUUGUGGAUCCCGAGCUGGUGAAGGGGAAGAAAGUGUAUGUGUCUCUGACCUGCGCCUUCCGCUACGGCCAGGAAGACAUCGAUGUGAUGGGCCUGACCUUCCGGAGGGACCUGUACUUCUCUCGGCUCCAGGUGUUCCCUCCUGUGGGGGCCGCGGGUGCCCACACGAAACUGCAGGAGAGCCUGAUCAAGAAGCUAGGGGGCAACACGUACCCCUUCCUGCUCACGUUUCCUGACUACUUACCCUGCUCAGUGAUGUUGCAGCCAGCUCCACAAGAUAUUGGGAAGAGCUGUGGGGUCGACUUCGAGGUCAAAGCAUUUGCCACAGACAUCACAGAUGGCGAAGAAGACAAAACUCCCAAGAAGAGCUCCGUGAGUUUGCUGAUCCGUAAAGUACAGCACGCGCCGCCCAAGAUGGGUCCCCAGCCCCGAGCUGAGGCCGCCUGGCAGUUCUUCAUGUCCGACAAGCCCCUGCACCUCGCAGUCUCCCUCAGCAAAGAGAUCUAUUUCCAUGGGGAACCCAUUCCUGUGACUGUGACUGUGACCAACAACACAGAGAAGACAGUGAAGAAGAUUAAAGCGUUGGUGGAACAAGUGGCCAACGUAGUUCUCUACUCGAGUGAUUAUUACGUCAAGCCGGUGGCCAUGGAGGAAACACAAGAAAAAGUGCCACCAAACAGCACUCUGACCACGACACUGACGCUGGUGCCCUUGCUGGCUAACAACCGCGAGAGGAGGGGCAUCGCCCUGGACGGGAAAAUCAAGCACGAGGACACGAAUCUUGCUUCCAGCACCAUCGUGAAGGAGGGCAUAGACCGGACCGUCCUGGGGAUCCUGGUGUCCUACCAGAUCAAGGUGAAGCUCAUGGUGUCAGGCUUUCUGGGAGAGCUCACCUCCAGUGAAGUGGCCACCGAGGUGCCGUUCCGCCUCAUGCACCCCCAGCCCGAGGACCCAGCUACAGCAAAGGAAAGUUUUCAAGAUGAAAAUUUGGUUUUUGAGGAGUUUGCUCGCCAAAAUCUGAAAGACGCAGGAGAAAUGGAGGAAAGGAAGAAACACCAUGAGGCGGCUGUGGAUGAGUGAAGAGGUCGGCCGGCGGGGAAACGAGGUAGUUAGCAGCAUGAGCCACGCUCCACAGAUAGCACUUUAGUUACGCUAAAUACCAAAGUGUGAGUCUUCUUCACAGAAAUAAAGUU